GGUGGCAGCGGCGGCGGCGGCAGCAGCGGCGGUGGCAAGAGGCCGGAGCGGGCCCAUCGCAGCAGAGCGGAGCCGGAGCGAGACCCCGGGGGCCGGGCCGAGUCAGGCCAGGCCGAGAUGCCCUAUAAACUGAAGAAGGAGAAGGAGCCUCCUAAAUCAGCUAAAGGGACUGCCAAGCCUAACAGCGGAGGGAAAGAUGGUGGCGGGGAAGGUACCGAGGAGGUCCAGCCUCAACCACCUCAGCCACAGCCACAGCCUCAGCCACAGCCUCAGGCACCGUCAUCCAACAAGCGGCCAAGCAACAGCACGCCUCCCCCUACACAACUUAGCAAGAUCAAGUAUUCAGGGGGGCCCCAGAUUGUCAAGAAGGAGCGGAGGCAAAGCUCUUCUCGACUAAACCUCAGCAAGAACCGUGAGCUGCAGAAGCUCCCUGCCUUGAAAGACUCCCCAUCUCCGGAGCGAGAGGAGCUCUUCAUCCAGAAGCUACGUCAGUGCUGUGUUCUCUUUGAUUUUGUGGCUGACCCCCUGAGUGAUCUCAAGUUUAAGGAAGUGAAGAGGGCAGGACUCAAUGAAAUGGUAGAAUACAUCACACACAGCAGAGAUGUAGUCACGGAGGCUAUUUACCCGGAAGCUGUUAUCAUGGUGAGGAUGGAGGGAAGGUUGGGUGUUACCCCCAAGAAUGGGAUAAGGGCCUUUGGCUGCUCUGACCUGGGCUCUGCCCCUCAGUUUUCAGUGAACUUGUUCCGGACACUACCACCAUCAUCCAACCCCACGGGGGCUGAGUUUGAUCCUGAAGAGGAUGAGCCCACCCUGGAAGCUGCCUGGCCCCAUCUGCAGUUGGUCUAUGAAUUUUUCUUACGUUUCCUGGAGUCUCCUGAUUUUCAGCCAAAUGUGGCCAAGAAGUACAUCGACCAGAAGUUUGUCCUUGCUCUCCUUGACCUCUUUGAUAGUGAGGACCCCCGGGAGAGGGACUUUCUCAAGACCAUUCUUCAUCGCAUCUAUGGCAAGUUCCUGGGGCUUCGAGCUUAUAUCCGUAGGCAGAUCAACCAUAUUUUCUACAGGUUUAUUUACGAGACAGAGCAUCACAAUGGAAUUGCUGAGCUACUUGAAAUUCUGGGAAGCAUUAUUAAUGGCUUUGCCCUGCCCCUCAAGGAGGAGCAUAAGAUGUUCCUCAUCCGAGUCCUGCUUCCCCUACACAAGGUCAAGUCUCUGAGUGUCUACCAUCCUCAGUUGGCGUACUGUGUGGUGCAGUUCUUGGAGAAGGAGAGCAGUUUGACUGAACCGGUGAUUGUGGGCCUCCUAAAGUUCUGGCCUAAAACUCACAGCCCCAAGGAAGUAAUGUUUCUCAAUGAACUGGAGGAGAUCCUGGAUGUCAUUGAACCCUCUGAGUUCAGCAAAGUGAUGGAACCGCUCUUCCGCCAGCUUGCCAAAUGUGUUUCCAGCCCUCACUUCCAGGUUGCAGAACGUGCCCUCUAUUACUGGAACAAUGAGUACAUCAUGAGCCUGAUUAGUGACAAUGCUGCACGCCUCCUGCCUAUCAUGUUCCCUGCGCUCUACAGGAACUCUAAGAGCCACUGGAACAAGACUAUCCAUGGGUUGAUCUACAAUGCCCUGAAGCUGUUCAUGGAAAUGAAUCAGAAGCUGUUUGAUGACUGCACACAGCAGUACAAGGCUGAGAAACAAAAAGGCCGAUUCCGACUCAAGGAACGAGAAGAGAUGUGGCACAAGAUCGAGGAGCUCGCCAGGCUCAACCCCCAGUACCCCAUGUUCCGAGCACCACCCCCACUUCCCCCUGUAUAUUCAAUGGAGACAGAGACCCCCACAACCGAGGACAUCCAGCUCCUGAAGAGGACGGUGGAGACAGAGGCAGUGCAGAUGUUGAAGGAUAUCAAAAAAGAAAAGGUGCUGCUUCGGAGGAAGUCAGAAUUGCCUCAGGAUGUGUAUACCAUCAAAGCACUGGAGGCUCACAAGCGGGCUGAGGAGUUCUUGACAGCCAGCCAGGAGGCACUCUGACUUACCUCCUCUCUCUCACCCAGGGCCACUGCCCAAUCACCCCUGGGACACUGCUCUGGCCCUUCAGCCCUGCCCCCCAGCUGACCUGGGGGUAGGAUGGGGGCGGGGGCACCAGCUCCCUAAAAAACAGAAUACUUGGGUCAAAGACUCUCACUGUGGCUUGGCCUCCCUGUGACUAGUGUAGACAUGCCCUGGAGAUGCUCAUUGUUCAUAGCUGGGAUGCCCCCUGCGCUGACUCCCAUUCUCCAACCUCCCAGGUGUUUGGGGCCAACUCUGAAAAAUCUCUUUAAACACUCCUCCCUCCCACUCUUUCUCAUCUUCACUUGAGUUGAAGAUCUCUACUGUAUAUCCCUUUCUCAAAGGGAUCUGGAAAGAUCAGCAAAUAGCUACAGACUCAAAGUUGCUUUUAUCCCCCCUACCUCCCCUCCCCCAUUGUGGGUCAGGACAGAUGGUCUCCUUGUUGUGAGGGCUGAGGCAGAGCAGGUGAAGAAAGGCUGGUCCCUAAGCACCAGACUCACAGAUGACUCUGCACAUCCCCCAAAGGGGAUUGGGGGUAGAAUCACUGAGGCUCUCUAAUGUAUAUGCCCUGUGACCUUGCCUGACCCAGAUCAGACUGGGGGUAGGAAGAGAACCCACAUAGAGAUGUACUGUGUGAAGCCUCACAGGGACCAAAGGGUGGGAGGGGAGGAAUGUAUAAGGAGACACUACCACCUUUUAGUCCUCCUCCUUUCUCUUAAGCAGCAGUCCAGGGAUCACAAACACUAAAAGGGACCACCCUCGGCCUGCUUGAAUCCCUGUCCUGCAAAGCCCCAGAAAUGGGGUGAGAGAAAAGGGUAGCACCUUAAGGUUCUUCCCCAGCUUCAGUUGUCCCAACAUCUAUUUAUUUCUUUGUACCCAAGGCCAGACCCUUACCUGCCUCACAUUGGCACCACUGGGGGAUUGGGGUGCUGGGGCACAGAUGGCGCCGCUGUUGGCUGUGUACAUAGGGUGCUUUAUUCUCUGCAAAGUGUUACAUGCUAAGGUGGGUUGGGCUUGGGCAGAUGUCCCCAUAUGUACAGAAUUGAAUAAAGUGGAUCUCUGGAGAGAA
Molecule: messenger RNA, 3100 nt
Organism: Antechinus flavipes (yellow-footed antechinus)
Lineage: Eukaryota; Metazoa; Chordata; Mammalia; Dasyuromorphia; Dasyuridae
Gene: PPP2R5D
Product: protein phosphatase 2 regulatory subunit B'delta
Exons: 15
Coding region: 118-2013 (631 amino acids)
Biological process (GO): protein dephosphorylation; signal transduction
Cellular component (GO): cytosol; protein phosphatase type 2A complex; nucleus
Molecular function (GO): protein phosphatase activator activity
Source: RefSeq, a predicted model, not a curated record